UGAAGUUCAAGUGGCAUCCCAGCCUGCAAAAAUUCUUUGUCCAGGAAAAAGUAAUGUUGUUCGUAGUUUAAGAUAAUGCCUAUAAUGCUGAAUGCCAACCUACCAGCGGGCACAUGCUCUCCAAACGAGUCCGUCAAUCAUGAAUCUACACCAUUAUAUUGCAGAACAGCUGCUGCCUUCUCCAAUGCCAUUUGCAUUUCUUGGGUGCAUUCUGGUAGCUAUCCAAUCUGCUCAUCCAGUUUCUGGCACAUUCCCCUCGCUUUUGUCUGUUUAGCUGCGAAUGCUGUUUGUUUUUGGUGCCACAGAAAUUACUCCAUCCCCCACCCCCUGCAUGCAGAUCUUUUGAAAUCUUGCUGGAAACUUACAUCAAACAUUGUUCUUGUGACUGCAGAUUAGGCCUUCAGUUAUACCACAAUACAAUAGAGAGUUUCUGGAGGUAUAUUACCUCUAAAAGUAUCGAAGAUACCAGAAACAGCUACGCACACAAGUAUCCAUCACCAUGGGUUCCUGUACUUCCAAGCCUGCCCUUGAGCAGAGGAGGCCAGCGAGGUAUUACACCAGAGGACGAAAAGGCCGCAGCCGUUCCCGAUCCAUCAUGCCAGAGGCACCCAAGUCACAGUUAAGUGAUUCCAGAGGACGCAUGACUGGCUUCUCAAUGAGCGAGAUUGUCCAUGUCGAGACGGCAAACUGUGGAAAGUCGGCGCGUUCCAAGACAUUACAUCUUACGCAGAUGCAGUGGCACCAUAGCCAGAGGGACUGUGAAGGUUGCAGCAACGAAGAUGCCUGGUUUGACUCUGUCAGUAUUCUUGAAGAUGAUUCUGAUGAUGAAUUCAAGAGUGUCAAUGGAGAUAGUUCGCCAUCCAUGGACGAAAAUGAGAACCAAAAGAAGCAAUAUGAGAGCGCUUCCCGUUUUGCCGACGCACUCUCUCGCAUUGGAGAUAUAUGCCGUGGUGUGCCCAUGACAUUAUCUGUUGAACAGUACCUGAAAAGAGAUAAUGGUGACGAUCCUGGACGUAAGAGCCAAAGCAUGUCAGUGUGUGCCAGCAAGUGCCUACCAACCUCCUUUAGCUUCAAGGGCUUGAAGGAUAAAAAUGAUAUAGAUGAUAUGAACAAGGAGAGCCCCACUCCAUCCCGCUUACGCAAGCUGCUGCACUCUAUCAGCUUCAAUGACAGGAUGCAGCAGUUGACGGGUGGGAGCCCAGCAAAAAAGAAAUCAACAGUCAUCCGGCUCUCAUACAAGAGAACAUCAUGCGAUGGCUAUGAAGAUAGCAGUGAAUUCAAUAAAUCUAAGAAAUAUGUUGUUCGUCCAAAGGGUGGGCUAACAAUCCCUUGUGGAGGAGAGAAUCCUACAACAGGAUGUUGGUCACGGAUUGAUCCAUCCCUCUUCAAGUUGAGGAGUGAAACCUUCCUCAAAGACAAGAAGAAAUGUGCAGCUCCAAAUUAUGCUGCUUAUUAUCCGAUAGGCGUGGACUUGUUUGCCUGCCCCAAGAAGGUUCAUCACAUUGCUCAGCACAUUGAUCUUCCACAAGUAAAAACACACCACAAGCUCCCAUCACUUUUGAUUGUUAACAUCCAGAUGCCUACCUAUCCUGCUGCUAUGUUUCUCGGCGACAGCGACGGAGAAGGCUUGAGCCUCGUCUUGCACUUCAGGAUAUCUGAGUACUUUGACAAGGAGGUUUCAGAAUGUUUCAAGGAAUCUAUCAUGAAAUUUAUUGAGAAUGAAUCUGAGAACGUAAAAGGGUUUGCAUCAGAAUCUACCAUCGCUUACCGAGAUCGAUUGAAAAUCAUGGCUGGAUUGGUCAACCCAGAUGACCUCCAAUUGAGUUCCACAGAGCGGAAGCUUGUCCAGGCAUACAAUGAGAAGCCAGUCCUCUCACGACCCCAACAUAAUUUCUAUGAGGGAGAGAACUACUUUGAGAUAGACCUUGAUAUACACCGGUUCAGCUACAUUGCUAGGAAGGGACUGGAAUCAUUCAGGGAACGCCUAAAGAACGGCAUCCUCAAUUUGGGUUUGACAAUUCAGGCACAGAAGCAAGAGGAACUCCCUGAGCAGGUCCUCUGCUGUGUUAGGCUGAACAAGAUUGAUUUCAUUAACCAAGAGCAAGUUCCAACAAUAGUCACAGUUGACGACAAGUGAUGCCUUUGAGCACAGCGACUGCAUGUGCAAGCUGUUGGAAUUCUAUAUCCAUUCAAUUCAUGAGAAAGGAAGCCAAAAAAAUUAUAAUAAUAUAAGCUGAAACGACCCCUCGGGUGUUGGUCAUGAGUCCAACCUUUUCCACCCCGUUUUCCGGUUGCAAUAUGUCACUUUCAGAUGCAGACAAACAUUAAACUUAACAAGAUUAAAUGGCCAUCAGACCAACAUGAAAAUACUGUAAUAGAUGCUGACAGAAAUUAGGAAUAGCCAAACCCUGUUUAAUGUUUUCUCAGGCGCCUGCCUGCUUGCACUCCGAGACAGAUUGUAUGCAGUGAAACCGUGGAAGUGACCUCAUGUUAACCUGGCCCAGCUUUAACCUCCACAAAAUUGGCUGCCGGAUUCAUCGUCAGCUGCAUGUAUGUGUGUAUGUUGGCCAGAAAUGCAAUCUACAAUCACAUGACCGUCUAUUGCAGCAUGCCAUCAUACCGUGCUUGACUACAGAUCCAGGUGAAACUGUGCAGAACAUUGAGCAACUGUGAGAGUACAGAGUCAGAAUGGCCAAAGUGAAGGGGCAUGCCUCGUCGUAUUCACGCGCCAGCAGCCUCCGCGAGCCACCAGAGCUGACUAGCUAGUGCCCCGCGCAAGCCAUCAACCAAGAACACUCACCUGUUGCCCGCAAAGCAGUCGUGCACGGCGCUCUCGCUGCUCUUGACAGGCGCUCGAAAGAGAGUGAAAUGCACAGGCGGAUCGACG
Phragmites australis (common reed) is the source of this 2887-nucleotide messenger RNA. RefSeq lists its product as uncharacterized. Lineage: Eukaryota; Viridiplantae; Streptophyta; Magnoliopsida; Poales; Poaceae. The transcript has 10 exons. Bases 500 to 2137 code for a protein of 545 amino acids. The record is from RefSeq and is a predicted model, not a curated record.